This is a messenger RNA of Cantharellus anzutake, 939 nucleotides long. RefSeq names its product arginase. Lineage: Eukaryota; Fungi; Basidiomycota; Agaricomycetes; Cantharellales; Hydnaceae. Gene Ontology annotation, molecular function: manganese ion binding; arginase activity. The transcript is spliced from 6 exons. Gene Ontology annotation, cellular component: cytoplasm; nucleus; cytosol. Bases 1 to 939 code for a protein of 312 amino acids. The record is from RefSeq and is a predicted model, not a curated record.
AUGGCGAACAAGUGCAAGUUCCUCGCUGAACCCAUGACUGUCGCGGUCAUAGGCUGCCCCUUUAGUGGCGGCCAACCGCGCCCUGGCGUUGAUCAAGGUCCCAUCCACCUCGUCAACUCAGGACUACCUGAUCAACUUCAGGAGCUCGGGUGGAACGUCAUUUUCGACGGGCACCACCAGUUUGAGGACAUCACAGUACAGGAUGACCCCCCCAUUGGUAUCGUUAAGCGCCCGAGGCUUGUUUCAAGUGUCGCUGAGGCGAUAUCAAAGACCGUGAGUGGACACGCAAAGGCAGGUCAGCUUCCGUUGACGAUCGGAGGCGAUCAUAGCUUGGCGCUUGGCACAAUCUCUGGCACGCUGAGCAAGUAUCCCGAUGCCUGUGUCAUAUGGAUAGACGCGCAUGCGGACCUCAACACGGUCGAGACCACCCAUUCUGGGAAUUUGCAUGGCAUGCCUGUGUCAUUCCUUCUUAACCUUCCCGGUAAUGGCGACGAUCCUUUGUUCCCUUGGCUCAAUGGGCCCUUCCUCCCCCCGAAUCGACUAUGCUACAUCGGACUUCGAGAUGUUGACGCGGGGGAAAAGAAGAUUCUAAAGGAUUAUGCUGUAAAGGCAUUCAGCAUGCAUGCAGUUGACAAAUAUGGGAUAAGCAAGGUUAUUGAGAUGGCCCUGGACCACGUCUGUCCCAACCGAGAUCUUCCCAUCCACUUGAGUUUCGAUGUUGACGCCUUAGAUCCUACCGUUGCGCCCAGCACUGGAACGCCAGUUCGAGGUGGGCUAACAUUUCGUGAAGGUCAUUAUAUCUGUGAAGCUGUUUGGGAAACUGGUCUGCUUGUGGGGCUCGAUAUCAUGGAAGUGAAUCCCUCGCUGGAAGGCGCCUUGGCUGUUCAACAGACCGUAGCGGUAGGAUGCUCUCUGGCAAGAUCUGCGUUGGGUGAGUGA